GUUGAAAUACAUAUCGUGACAGAACAGAAGACAUAAUAACAUCAUUAUAGUGACAACGAGAUUCUUGUAUCAUUCGUACUGUAACAAAUGGCGGAAGCACAGGAAACUAUCCGUUCACAGGACUACAAAAAGAGAAAAUCUGAAGAAACAAAACUGGACGUUGUCUGCCGAGAAGCUCAGAUACCUAUAGUCGAAACUGAUCUUCAUGUUUUUGUAUAUCUGAACAAGGAGAUACAUUUAUCAGCGGACAAACAGCAAAGUUUUUUUGAUUGUGUUAUCCUUGAAAAUAAAUUUAUAUUUACUGACAUAAUUAAUAGUAGGUUAGUAAUUUUUAGUGAAGAAAAUAGCGAUAUUAGUUACAUACCCGUGCCGUAUAAACCUUGGGGUAUAACAGGAAUACGUAACGAUGCUGUUGCUAUAUCUUAUCCUAUGGUUCAUAUCGUUCAGAUUGUAAACAUAUAUACACAUAAAGUGGAGGUUCAAAUAGAUAGCAAAAAUGAAUGUUGGGGACUAUCAUGUUAUAAAAACCGAUUGUACUUUGUAAGUGGCCGUAUUUUGAAAAUCGUCGAUUUAAUGGGAAAAUAUAAAGGCAAAAUCAUGUUACCUUCAGAUGAUGUUUCUUGCGUGAAAGUUGAUGAUACGAGAUUGCUGUGUACGGAUCGUGAAAUAUUAUACCGUUGUGAUUUGCAAGGUGCCAUCUUCUGGGAAUUUAGGAUGGAAAAUCUCGCGGGAUUACAUGGAGUAACCGUUGAUAGACAUGACAAUGUUUAUGUUGCUGGGGAAUGGUCUAACAAUGUUGUCGCGAUAUCACCUGAUGGUACAAAAUGCAGAGUUAUUCUUACUACUUUAAAAGGGAUCGACUCACCAAGGGGAAUUUAUUUUGAUAAGAAAGAAAAUCGGCUUCUUGUGUCGAACUGUAAUGGAGAUAAAGCCUUUGUGUUUGAUGCCCAAAAAUGAUAACUUCAAAAUAUGUAAACA
Molecule: messenger RNA, 978 nt
Organism: Mytilus trossulus (common blue mussel)
Lineage: Eukaryota; Metazoa; Mollusca; Bivalvia; Mytilida; Mytilidae
Exons: 3
Coding region: 88-957 (289 amino acids)
Source: RefSeq, a predicted model, not a curated record